AACAAGCCCAGCCAGUUCUCUACAGGGAGCGUCUGAGACUCAAGGAAAUGACAAGAGAAUAAAUCUCACAACUUAGUGAUAUGGACAUCAGAGUCUAGAGAGACUCUCCCACUGCUGCUGCCAGGAUGAGUGACAGCAGUGAUCAGGAGAGAGAGGAGGCUGCAGGCCUCAGACCAGAGGAUGUGCUACUCCGGUGGAUGACCUUGAAGAAGGACAAGAAAGUGGAUCCUAGCAUCAAAUUAACACACUCUGUUGAUGAUGUUGACCCACAGACACACAGACCUCCAUCUCCAGUGCCCAGCUGUGUGUCCAUGAAGAGUGAUGCGUCCAUGGGUGGUAUACCCAACUUCAGCAGUGAACCAGUUCCAUCAGGUCUACACCCACAGACACACAGACCUCCAUCUCCAGUGCCCAGCUGUGUGUCCAUGAAGAGUGAUGCGUCCAUGGGUGGUAUACCCAACUUCAGCAGUGAACCAGUUCCAUCAGGUCUAAAGUUAAGGGCUGAUCUGACCCAGGAUCUAGGACCCAGGAGACACCUGCACACUGGACAUACACCAGGGAGAAAGAGGGAACUAGAUGAGGACCUGGGGAGAGUUAUAAAGAAUCACAAAGCCAGUCUGAAGAGGAGGUUUGAGAACAUCUCUGAAGGCAUCAUCAAACCAGGAGCUGAGAUACUCCUCAAUAAGAUCUACACAGAGCUCUACAUCACAGGAGGAGAGAGUGAAGGGGUGAAUAAGGAACAUGAGGUUUGGCAGGUAGAGUCAGCGUCCAGAUCUCAAUCCACAGAGGACAUAUCAAUCAACUGCAACGACAUCUUCAAGCCCUUACUUGGACUGGAGAAGCACAUCAGAACUGUGAUGACCAAAGGUGUUGCUGGAAUUGGAAAAACUGUCUCAGUGCAAAAGUUCAUUCUUGAUUGGACAGAUGGGGUAGCCAAUCAUGAUGUAGAUUUUAUGUUUCCCCUUUCUUUCCGUGAGCUUAAUUUAGUCAGGAGAAAUCAGUAUAGUCUUCACAGCCUCCUGCUUGACUUCCACCCUGAGCUGAAGGAGCUGAAUGAUGGUGAAGGAUACAAAGACUGUCAGGUUGUGUUCAUCUUUGAUGGUUUGGAUGAGAGUCGGUUGACUCUGGACCUGGAGCAGAACAGUGAGUUGUCUGAUGUGAAAGAAACAUCAUCAGUUGAUGUUAUGAUGACGAGCCUCAUUCAGGGAACUCUACUUCCCUCUGCACUCAUCUGGAUAACCUCAAGACCAGCUGCAGCCAGUCAGAUUCCUGCUCAGUUCAUUGACCAGGUAACAGAAGUACGAGGAUUCAAUGAUCCACAGAAGGAAGAAUACUUCAGGAAGAGAAUCAGAGAUCAGAGUCAGGCCAACAGAAUCAUCUCACACAUUCAGACAUCCAGGAGUCUCCAUAUCAUGUGCCACAUUCCAGUCUUUUGUUGGAUUGCAGCUACUGUACUUCAGCAGAUGCUGGAAAGGAAAAACAUCAAAGACAUUCCCAAAACGCUGACUGAGAUGUUCAUACACUUCUUGCUCAUCCAAACCACAAGAAAGGAUCAAAAGUAUCAGAGUGGAUCUGAAAAAGAUACAAAGAAACUUCUGGAAUCUCAGAGGAACAUUUUACUGAAGCUGGCAGAACUAGCUUUCAAGAAUCUAGAGAAUGGCAACCUCAUGUUUUAUGAGGAAGACCUGCGAGAGUGUGGCAUUGAUGUCAGUGAAGCCUCAGUGUACUCUGGCAUGUGCACUGAGAUCUUCAAGACAGAAAAUGUGGAAUCUCAAAAGAAGAAGGUCUACUGCUUUGUGCAUCUGAGUGUCCAGGAGUUUCUGGCAGCUGUGUUUGUGUUUCACUCGUAUUUGGAGGAGAACCAUGAGGCAUUGGAAUCCCUCUUCAGUGAUGAGCGUAGAAAUGAACUCAAUCCAUCAAUGUUAUAUUCUUUUCAAUCAGCACUAAGAUUAAAACCUCAAGACAACUUACAUGUUUUACUUAAGAGUGCAGUUGAUAAGGCUUUGGAGAGCCAGAACGGACACCUGGAUCUCUUCCUUCGCUUCCUUAUGGGCAUUUCUGUGGAGAACAAUCACAGACUUCUUCAAGGUCUACUGAGCAACACACACAACAGCUCUCAUAGUAUUAAGGAAACAUGUCAGUACAUGAAGAAACUCAACAGAGAAGGUCUCUCUCCUGAACGAUGCAUCAAUCUUUUCCACUGCUUAUUUGAAAUGAAUGAUGAUUCCAUGCACAAAGAAAUUCAGACAUACUUGUCAUCACCAAAGAACAUCAAACAGAAGUUAUCUCCUGCCCACUGUUCAGCACUGGCCCACAUGCUUCUGAUGUCUGAGGAGGUGCUGGAUGAGAUUGAGCUGAAGAAAUACAACACAUCAGAUGAGGGACGCAGGAGACUGCUCCCAGCUGUGAGGUGCUGCAGAAAGGCACGACUUGCUGGAUGCAAUCUCUCAGAGAAGUCCUGUGGAAUUGUGGCUGCUGUUCUACAGUCACCAAACUCCCUGAUAGAGCUGGACCUGAGUCACAAUGACCUGGGAGAUUCUGGAGUCCAUCUUCUCUCUAUGGGACUGUCUAGUCCCCACUGCAAACUGCAGACCUUAAGAUUUGCUGACUGUAAACUCACUGAUAAGUCCUGUGAGAUUGUUACUUCAGUUCUACAAUCAACAAACUCACUGCUACAGCUGGAAUUGAAUCACAAUGAUCUGGGGGAUUCUGGAGUUCAGCUUCUCUCUAAAGGACUGUCCAGUUUUAACUGCAAAAUACACACAUUAAGUGGGCCCGAGACUGUCUCAGCCGAGUCAGCAGUAGGGGCAGUUCAUGCUUCCCUUCCACGGGAAGAGGUGGACGGGAUAGCCGUGGUUGAAGAACCAGAUCGUACGGAACAAAGUGCUUCCGCAGAUGUCGGGGCUGAGGCGGGCAACGCAGAGUCUGAGAGUCAGUCCACACAGGACUCGCAGAGACUUUAUAAGAGUGAAAGCUCUGAUAAUCAGGAGGAUGACCAGGCCUUCCUUGAAGAUCUCCCCCAGGUGGCCGAAGAGGCGAAUGCGGUCCUUGGAAAGGCAUUGACCUCAGAGGAACUGCAGAGAGCCCUCCAGAGCAUGGAGUGUGGAAAGGCACCGGGGUUGGACGGUCUAUCUGUGGACUUUUAUAAGUCCUUUUGGCCAGAAGUGGGUGACGAUGUGCUGGCUGUUCUUAGGGACAGUCUUAUCACAGAGAAGGGUUGUGGUUUUCUGGCUUCAGCUCUGACUUCAAACCCCUCCCAUCUAAAAGAGCUGGAUCUGAGCUACAAUCAUCAUGGAGAAUCAGGAUUAAAGCUGUUAUCUGCUAGACUGGAGGAUCCUGCCUGUAAACUGGAGAUACUUAAAACUGACCAUGCUUCUUUAGACAGAGCACGACCACGUUUGCUGAGAUUUUCCUGUGAGUUCACACUGGACCCAAACACGGCACACAGAGAACUCCUUCUGUCUGAGGGGAACAGGAAGGUGACGCGGGUGAGAGAGGAGCAGCCGUAUCCUGACCACCCAGACAGAUUUACUGACCAUUAUUACCAGGUGCUGAGCAGAGAGCCUCUGACUGGACGCUGCUACUGGGAGUGGGAGUGGAGUGGGGACAAUGUUGCUGUGGGAGUGGCCUAUAAAAGCAUCAGCAGGAGGGAAGGGAUCUAUUGCUCUCCCAAGGCCUGGUGUCUGGUCUGUUCCAGUGACACAUACAGAGCCUGGCACAAUGGAAAUGAUACUGUCCUACCCGUCCCCCCCGCAGGCUGCAGGAGAGUAGGAGUGUAUGUGGACCGUGAGGUCGGCACUCUGUCCUUCUACAGGGUCUCCUCUGAUACUCUCACACACCUGCACACCUUCACCACCACAUCCACUAGUGAGCCCCUACAUGCAGUGUUUUGCGUUUUUCCUGGCUCAUCAGUGUCUCUGAUCUAGAUCACAUGACCUGCUGCAGGACACACACACAAACACACACACAUACACACAGAUACACAUACAGACACAUCUCUGCCACCACAUUCACUCAUGAGUCAUGCAGCGCUUUUGUCUCAUAACCUGCUGUGUUCACACAAACACGCACACACACACACACACACACACACACACACACACACAGAAUCUAUACCUACACACACACACACACACACACACACACACACACACACACAGAGCAUCACUCAUCCACCUAUACCUACCUACAGACACAAUUAUACCUACUCGCACACACACAAAACACACACACACACACACACACACACACACACACACACACACACACACAAACCUAUACCUACACACACACACACACACACAUUCCUGGACAGACAGACACACACACACACACACACACACACACACACACACACACACACACACAGCUGCACUGCUACACAUAGACACACGCAUACACACACACACACAGCUACACUGCUACACAUACAUACAACACACACACACACACACACACACACACACACACACACAUACACCCACACAUA
Molecule: messenger RNA, 4489 nt
Organism: Sardina pilchardus (European sardine)
Lineage: Eukaryota; Metazoa; Chordata; Actinopteri; Clupeiformes; Clupeidae
Product: NACHT, LRR and PYD domains-containing protein 3-like
Exons: 13
Coding region: 126-3926 (1266 amino acids)
Biological process (GO): intracellular signal transduction
Molecular function (GO): protein binding
Source: RefSeq, a predicted model, not a curated record